AUGGUAGGAAAGAAGAAGCGGAAUCAUCCAGAUAUUGAAGAGCUGCUCGCUCGACCCUGGUGUUAUUACUGUGAGCGCGAUUUCGAUGACUUGAAAAUCCUCAUUUCUCAUCAGAAAGCUAAACACUUCAAGUGCGAAAGAUGUGGUCGCAGACUGAACACCGCUGGAGGUUUAUCAGUACACAUGAACCAAGUUCACAAAGAAACCCUGACAAAUGUCGAUAACUCACUACCAAAUCGUCAGGGACUUGAGAAUGAAAUUUUCGGUAUGGAGGGGAUUCCAGAGGAUAUUGUUCAAGCACAUAGCCAGCGUAUAAUUGCAGUUUAUUAUCAAGCAGAAGCAGAACGCCGAGCUGUAACUGGUAAUCCCGGACCUGGUGGUGCUGCAAGUGCAAGCGGUCAACCUAAGAAGCCAAAGCUCGAAUCACCUGCUGAGCUAAAGAAAAGACUUGCCGAACAUAAAGCCCGAAAGGCAGAACAAGCAGCAUCCGGAGCUUCGAACAUUGGUGGUAACCUAGAACAAAAUAGUCCCAUGAGCACAUUUAACCCCCCACCCGCACAAUCACAGGCAGGAUUCAGUGGACAACAGAGCUCAAAUUUUGGACCAUUCCCGUCAGAGUCUUUCGUGCCGCCUACGGCAUCAUACCAACCGCAAUUCUCCCAGCAACCUACUUUCUCCGGACCACCUGGCGCUUCUUAUCAGCCACAAUAUUCCCCACCACAACAGUAUUCUACCCAACAACCCUUUACCUCCAGCUUUUCACCCGCACAAACCUACCCUACCGCUCCCCAGUUUAGUGGCGCUGUCUCAUCGAGUAAUACAUUUAACAGCUACCAGUCUCCCUCACUGCAAUCGGCUCCGCAACACGGAGGUCUCCCUAGCCGCCCUCCAAGCCUUCCACUGGCUCCAGGACUUCCGCAGCGACCUAGUUUUGGUGCUCCGGCGGUACCGUCCUACCAGAUGCAACAACUACAUCAAGGACCACCUCAGGGCGGCUGGAGUGGAAAUGGCUGGAAAGGUCAAGACCAAAAACUGUCCAUACCAUCUACCUAUCACUCUCAUUCCCAAGGCUACGUAGGAGAUCUAUCCACCAAUGCAUCCUCGUUGGAAGACUUGGUCUCAUGUGCUGCCCGAGAGGCGGAUGAUAUCGACCACAUGAUCAGAAUGGCUGAAGCGGGAAUUAAACCUUCAAAGGUACUGGAAACUGCACCUACCGAACCGGCACAAAAUAACGUGGAAGACCACCAUAAAGAAUUACCAGAAGCUGUCGAAAAGACUGAUUCUGAAAAUAAAAAUGAAACAAUUGAUAAAAAGCAGAAGAAAGAGAAACCAAUUAAAAUGAUCUACUCGGACAAUAUACUAAGUCCAGAAGAAAGAAUGGCCAAGAUGCCGAGGUACGCAUUCGUCCCAGAUGAGAAAACUAAAUCAUCAUCUUUCGAUACAGCUAUGGUACCUGUCGAUACUACUACAGGAGCCGCACCAGAAAUAUAG
This is a messenger RNA of Blumeria graminis f. sp. triticale, 1491 nucleotides long. The record is from the annotation of a GenBank genome assembly. Lineage: Eukaryota; Fungi; Ascomycota; Leotiomycetes; Helotiales; Erysiphaceae.